CCAACUUCCGAUCCCCAAAUCCUCCAGCCUCCUCGCCGCGCCGCCGCCGCUCCCUCCGCUCCCUUCCGAUGGCCCGCACGAAGCAGACGGCGCGCAAGUCGACGGGCGGCAAGGCGCCGCGGAAGCAGCUGGCGACGAAGGCGGCGCGCAAGUCGGCGCCGGCGACGGGCGGUGUGAAGAAGCCGCACCGCUUCCGCCCGGGCACGGUGGCGCUGCGCGAGAUCCGCAAGUACCAGAAGAGCACGGAACUGCUGAUCCGGAAGCUGCCCUUCCAGCGGCUGGUGCGGGAGAUCGCGCAGGACUUCAAGACGGACCUGCGGUUCCAGUCCUCGGCCGUGGCGGCGCUGCAGGAGGCCGCGGAGGCCUACCUGGUGGGGCUCUUCGAGGACACCAACCUCUGCGCCAUCCACGCCAAGCGCGUCACCAUCAUGCCCAAGGACAUCCAGCUCGCGCGCCGCAUCAGGGGCGAGAGGGCCUAGAGCGCCUCUGCUGCUCGUCCGUCGUCGUGGUGCUCGUUUAUCUGCGGUGGAAGGACUAGAUGGAUGGGACAUUCGUUCGUUGCUGUGCUGUCUUGUAGUAUUUUCCUGAAUGUGUUGGCCUCACUACAAUGGAAAAUGAUGGGUGGUUUCUGAAUGGCUUUGUUCUCGCAAGAAUUGCUGUGUGAUGUGAUCGAUGCUGCUAGCUGCUUAAUCUGUUCUUAGUACUAAGCAUCUGACUGUUAUGUUUAACGAGCUGGAAGGAAUCAGCUCGCUGUUGAACAGAGGAGCUGGAUCAACCUUCCUUCAAGCAGUUCAGGAUGAUAGUAAUGUUCUAGAUGCGUUGGCCUCACUGCAAUGGAAUACAA
This is a messenger RNA of Panicum hallii, 844 nucleotides long. Its product is annotated as histone H3.2. The record is from RefSeq and is a predicted model, not a curated record. The coding region runs from base 69 to 479 and encodes 136 amino acids. Gene Ontology annotation, molecular function: protein heterodimerization activity; structural constituent of chromatin; DNA binding. The transcript has a single exon. Gene Ontology annotation, cellular component: nucleosome. Lineage: Eukaryota; Viridiplantae; Streptophyta; Magnoliopsida; Poales; Poaceae.